UUCACAUGCUAUGGCUAUUACCAGAACAGCUCCCAUCUGUGGUCAGUGCCCAGUAACCACCUAGAACUCCUGGUCUCAGGGACCCUUCAGAAGCCCAUCCUGUGGGCUGAGCCAAGCUCUGUUAUCAACAUAGGGAAACCUAUGACUAUCUGGUGCAAAGGAACCACGAAAACCCAAGUAUACUUCCUGCAUAAAGUAGGAAGCCCAGCUCCCUGGGAAGGACAACCUUUUCAUAGGCCUGAUACCAAGGCCAUGUUCUCCAUCACAUCAGUGGAGAGGCAUCAUGCAGGGCAAUAUCACUGUUACUGUUACAACUCUGUUGGGUGGUCAGAGCACAGUGACACCCUAGAGCUGGUGGUGACAGGAGUCUACCUCAGCAAAGUCUUCUUGUCAGCCAACGACAGUCCUGUGGUGAAGUCACGAGAGUAUACGACACUUCAGUGCUCCUCACAAGAGAAAUAUUAUAGUUUCAUUCUAAUGGAGGAAGAUCAGAAAUUCUCCAGUACCAUGCCUUCACAGAAAACAAACACUGGUCUCUUCCAGGCCCUUUUCAGAGUGGGUCCUGUGACUUCCAACCAGAGAUGGAGGUUCACAUGCUAUGGCUAUUACCAGAACAGCUCCCAUCUGUGGUCAGUGCCCAGUAACCACCUAGAACUCCUG
This is a messenger RNA of Alexandromys fortis (reed vole), 660 nucleotides long. RefSeq names its product leukocyte immunoglobulin-like receptor subfamily A member 5. The transcript is spliced from 3 exons. Gene Ontology annotation, cellular component: plasma membrane. The annotation marks the transcript as partial. Lineage: Eukaryota; Metazoa; Chordata; Mammalia; Rodentia; Cricetidae. Gene Ontology annotation, biological process: cytokine-mediated signaling pathway. Gene Ontology annotation, molecular function: inhibitory MHC class I receptor activity. The record is from RefSeq and is a predicted model, not a curated record.